AUGAUAUCAACAUCUUGCACCGCCACCGAAAGUGUCUACAGAAAUCCGUCUUCGCUUCUUUGGUCUUACAAUAAGGAGACCAGCAGAUCGCCUUGUUCAACGAGUUCUAAGGAGUUCGUCGGGUUCGAGCUGGAAGAAGCCACCUGUUCAGAAACAGAAGCUGUGAUAUCAGCUGAUGAAGGAGAGCUUGAGGACAAUCGGCGUGAGUAG
Necator americanus (New World hookworm) is the source of this 210-nucleotide messenger RNA. RefSeq lists its product as uncharacterized. The transcript has a single exon. The record is from RefSeq and is a predicted model, not a curated record. Bases 1 to 210 code for a protein of 69 amino acids. Lineage: Eukaryota; Metazoa; Nematoda; Chromadorea; Rhabditida; Ancylostomatidae.